Molecule: messenger RNA, 1107 nt
Organism: Diachasmimorpha longicaudata
Lineage: Eukaryota; Metazoa; Arthropoda; Insecta; Hymenoptera; Braconidae
Exons: 2
Coding region: 1-1107 (368 amino acids)
Source: RefSeq, a predicted model, not a curated record
AUGUCGUUUCUACAUUCGCACUCUUCUGGGUGUGUGAAGUCGGAGCUGGCCCUACUUACCAUACCACCUACCCAACCAAGUAUUGAAAAUUCCCAAUUCGUUUAUUACAAUGCUGUAUCCACGCUGUUGAACGAUACCCCUAUUGAAUUCAUCGUACCAGGCCAUAGAGAAAAAUAUAUUGUUUUGGCACAUACCUUGAUCAAAGUUCGCGCCAGAAUCCUGAAACCCGAAGGCGCUGCAGCUCUAGACCACUUUGUUGGUCUUGUGAAUAAUUUUUUACAUUCAAUGUUUAACCAAGUGGGUGUAUACUUCAACCAAAAGGAUGUUACGCCUCCAAAUAAUCUGUACACCUAUAGAGCAUACAUUGUAACAUUACUGAACUAUGGAACAGAUUCAAAGUCCUCACAUCUUGGAAUGCCAUUUUGGGCUACGGAUAGCUAUGGGGCAAUGGAUUCUACUGCAGUAGCGGUGGGCGAUGCAGGAACCAACAAUGGGCUAGCGGCACGUCAGGCAUUUAAUAAAGGUGGAAAAACAUUUGAUCGACUGGGACAUUUACAUUGUGACGUGUUCGAUCAAGAUAAGUUUUUGGAUGACUAUUGCUUUAUGGACGAUAUGGCCGAGAAUUAUAAGUUGCAUAUAGAAGAGGCCUCCUUGAUUGUUCGUCGUAUGAAACUCAGCCCCGGAAUUUUGAUUGCUCACGCUAAAACGCUUGCAAAGACAACUGCGAAAUAUCCUCUGACACGGGUAGAGGUCAAAUCUUUUGUUCUUCAUAAUGGGAUUAUGCGAGAGACAACAGACAAUGCGAUUGUGGGGCAACUCCGUAAAAGAAUCAUACUGGGAUCGGUUGAAAACACCAGUUUUAACGGAUCGAUGAAGAAGAAUCUCGUCAACUUCCAAACUUUUGGGAUACACUUAUUAUGCCUGAAUGUCGAUGGUCGCCAAGUACAUAGGAAAACUCUGCAGCCAAGAUUCACCUCUGGCGUCUGCCUAAAUGUGGAAGCAUUCAACACGCUAUUUGCUGGUACUGGAACACAUGUCAACCACCAUGGAAAUAGCAUCUCUCGUCAGCCUAUUCCGAUGGAUUUUGAUUGUUCGCGGUCGAUCUGA